Messenger RNA from Catharus ustulatus (Swainson's thrush), 7643 nucleotides. It is a transcript of the gene ADAMTS1, whose product is annotated as ADAM metallopeptidase with thrombospondin type 1 motif 1. Gene Ontology annotation, biological process: proteolysis; extracellular matrix organization. The coding region runs from base 450 to 3170 and encodes 906 amino acids. Lineage: Eukaryota; Metazoa; Chordata; Aves; Passeriformes; Turdidae. Gene Ontology annotation, molecular function: metalloendopeptidase activity; zinc ion binding. The transcript has 9 exons. Gene Ontology annotation, cellular component: extracellular matrix. The record is from RefSeq and is a predicted model, not a curated record.
UCCCGCACUCACCCCGCACGGCGGAGGCGGGCCGGCUCCGCUCCGCAAAGGACGGGAGGGCUCCUCGGCGCCCUGGAAGUGCAGGCGGGACCGUGCCGGGGCUGCCCGAGACUCGCCGGAGCGCGCUGCCCGCUCGCCGCUGCUGCAGCCGGGGAAGGCUGAGGAGGAGGAGGAGCAGGAGCGGCAGCCGGAGCAGCACAGAAGACAGAGGGACGGAGCGAGGGGCAGCGCUGCCCUCGCACAGCCGCGCUCCCCGGCACCGCCGCCGCGCCCCGGCCAUGGGGAAGCCGACGCCGCCUCUGCAGUGACCGCGGGACGCGGCUCCCGCGCUGCUCCGCCGGCAGAGAGGCUCAGACACCCCCCAAAACCUGAAAGCAAAAAAACCCACAUCUUCCACAUCCACCCCUGAAUAAAGUGAAAUAAAGAGAGGAGAAGGGCCGCGCCGAGCGAUGAGGAGCGGGGGGCGGCUGCCGGCGCUGGCGCCGGUGCUGGCGGCGCUGCUGGGGCUGUGCAGCGCCGAGCGCAGGGCGCUGGUGCUGCCGCGGCGCCUGGGCGCGCCCGGCGCCCGCGAGCGCUUCCGCCUGGAGGCCUUCGGGGAGCGCCUGACGCUGGAGCUGGAGCCCGACAGCAGCUUCCUGGCCCCGGACUUCACCCUGCAGUACCUGGGCGGGCCGCCGCCGCCGCCCGAGGACGACCUCUCCCGCUGCUUCUACUCCGGCACGGUGAACCGGGACCCCGGCUCGGCGGCCGCGCUCAGCCUGUGCGCGGGGCUGCGCGGCGCCUUCUCGCUGCGGGGCCGCCAGUACCUCAUCCAGCCGGCGCCCGGCACCGCGCACCGCCACGGGCCGCACCUCCUGCGCCUCCGCGGCGCCCCGCGGGCCGCCCCCGCCGCCCGCUGCGCCGUGGCCGAGGCGGGGGCCGGCGCGGAGGGGCCGGAGCCCGCCGAGCCCGCAGAAACGAGAAGCAGGAGGAAGAAGAGGUUCGUGUCCAGCCCCCGCUACGUGGAGACCAUGCUGGUGGCCGACCAGUCGAUGGCCGAGUUCCACGGCAGCGGGCUGAAGCACUACCUGCUGACCCUGCUCUCCGUGGCCGCCAAGCUGUACAAGCACCCCAGCAUCCGCAACUCCAUCAGCCUGGUGGUGGUGAAGAUCAUGGUCAUUUACGAGGAGCGCAAGGGCCCGGAUAUCUCCUCCAACGCCGCGCUGACUCUGAGGAACUUCUGCAGCUGGCAGAAGCAGCACAACCCGCCCAGCGACCGGCACGCCGAGCACUACGACACGGCCAUCCUCUUCACCAGGCAGGACCUGUGCGGUGCCAAGACAUGUGAUACUCUUGGGAUGGCUGAUGUGGGAACAGUUUGUGAUCUAAACCGCAGUUGCUCUAUCAUAGAAGACGAUGGUUUGCAGGCUGCCUUCACAACAGCCCACGAAUUAGGCCACGUGUUUAACAUGCCUCAUGACGAUGCAAAGCAGUGUGCUGGCAUCAAUGGAAUGAGCCGGGAUUUCCACAUGAUGGCAUCCAUGCUCUCCAACCUGGACCGCAGCCAGCCCUGGUCUCCAUGCAGUGCCUACAUGAUUACAACAUUUUUGGAUAACGGUCAUGGGGAGUGUUUGUUGGACAAACCCCACAGGCCCAUCCAGCUCCCUUCAGACCUGCCUGGCACGCUGUAUGAUGCCAACAGGCAGUGCCAGUUCACGUUUGGAGAUGAGUCCAAGCACUGCCCCGACACGGCCAGUACGUGCACGACGCUGUGGUGCACCGGCACCUCGGGAGGGCUGCUCGUGUGCCAAACCAAACACUUCCCCUGGGCAGACGGCACCAGCUGCGGGGAAGGGAAGUGGUGCAUGAAUGGCAAGUGUGUGAAUAAGACUGAGAAGAAGCAUUAUGAUACGCCAGUGCAUGGGAGCUGGGGCUCCUGGGGGGCGUGGGGUGAGUGCUCCCGGAGCUGCGGCGGGGGAGUGCAGUAUUCCUUCAGGGAAUGUGACAACCCCGUCCCCAGGAACGGGGGCAAGUACUGCGAAGGGAAGCGGGUGCAGUACAGAUCCUGUAACAUUGAGGACUGCCCUGACAACAAUGGGAAAACGUUCAGGGAAGAACAGUGUGAAAAGCACAAUGAGUUUUCCAAGUCUGCCUUUGGAAGUGGACCUGCAGUGGAGUGGACACCCAAGUUUGCCGGUGUGUCUCCAAAGGACAGAUGCAAGCUGGUUUGCAGAGCCAAAGGAACGGGAUACUUCUUUGUUCUACAGCCAAAGGUGGUGGAUGGCACCCCGUGCAGCCCCGACUCCACGUCUGUGUGCGUGCAGGGCCAGUGCGUCAAGGCCGGCUGCGACCGCACCAUCGGCUCCAACAAGAAGUUCGACAAGUGCGGCAUCUGUGGGGGCAACGGCUCCACCUGCAAGAAGGUGUCCGGCACCCUCGUGAGAGCCAAGCCCGGCUACCACGACGUGGUCACCAUCCCAGCGGGAGCCACCAACAUCGAGGUGAAGCAGCGGAACCACCGGGGCGCGAGGCACGACGGCAGCUUCCUGGCCAUCAAAGCCGCCGACGGCUCCUACGUCCUCAACGGCGACUACACGCUGUCCACGCUGGAGCAGGACAUCACCUACAAGGGCAGCGUGCUGCGCUACAGCGGCUCCUCGGCCGCCCUGGAGCGCAUCCGCAGCUUCAGCCCGCUGAAGGAGCCCCUGACCAUCCAGGUGCUGACGGUGGGCGACCUGCCCCAGCCCAAGAUCAAGUUCACCUACUUCGUCAAGAAGCCGGCGCAGCCCGGCGCCGACAAGGCGGCCGGCAGGAAGAAGGAAUCCUUCAACGCCAUCAAGGAGAUCAUCUCCUCGGAGUGGGUGAUCGAGGAGUGGGGCGAGUGCUCCAAGUCGUGCGGCUCGGGCUGGCAGCGGCGCGCCGUGGAGUGCCGGGACCCGCGGGGCCGGCCGGCCGCCGACUGCGCCCGCGAGCUGAAGCCCAGCAACCUGCGGCCCUGCGCCGACGUGCCCUGCCCGCAGUGGCAGCUGGGGGACUGGUCUCCCUGCUCCAAGACGUGUGGGAAAGGCUUCAAGAAGAGGUUGUUGAAAUGUGUCUCCUCCGACGGCGCCGUGCUGCCCCAAGAAAGCUGUGAGCCCUCCAAGAAACCCAAGCACCUGAUAGACUUCUGCAAUGCCACGGACUGCAGCUAGACAGGACGACUUGGGAAAGCUAAAACCCGUUCGUUUUUUUAUUAUUAUUUUAUUUUUUCCUUCAGACCAGUGCACUGAAAAACACAAAAGAGGGCUAGAGGCAGCGCCUGUGUUUUAGCAUUAAAGAAGUUCAUGGUGAAGAUCCGUGAUGGGACAGUGCAAACAGCUUGAGUUGGCUUUGCAUCCCGAAAAUCCCCUGCCAGCUGAAAAUUGGAUGGGAUAGCAGACCCAUGUCAUUCAUUUCUCUUCAGCAGAUAAGGCCCAAAGGCAUCAGAGUUGCCUUUUUCUAAGUCUGUUACAAAUUAAGCCAAGCGUGAGCAGUGAGACACAUUUCAGCAAACAUUUUGGGGUUUGGUUAUUUCUCCCUUCUUUUGGAUUUAUGUUGUGGUACUGAUCAAAUCCCCACGUGUAGGAAGGGGAGGGAAAAAGAUAGCUUAAAAUAAUUGGUCAGGGCUUACCUACCUCACAAAGGGCAAAAAACAAGAUUGGAAAAGGAGCUUUAACUAUGUCAUUCAUGGCUGCUAUUGUUUCAGAGAAUAGUUUUAUAUAAAAAUAAAGCCAUAUUCUCUACCUGUCAAGAGUAAGAAAUACCAAGAACAAAUAUCAACUCCACAAAUCACUAGAAUUUAUUUUUUUUUAAAGUACCUUUAUGUCAUCCCAAUGUGCCUGUCCACUUCUCUCAGCCACUCCAGUGCCAUUGUGGUGACAUGUGUAAUCCAGAGGCUUGGAAAAGUGGAAAUCUGAGUCUGAGUAAUUGCUCUUUGUGCCUUCUGCAUAACUCCCACUGGCUUUUCUGGUUCCAGCUUGGUCCUACCUUCCUGCCAAACUGAUUCAUGGAGUGUGUGAGCAUUCCAGUCGUGCUUUCACACUCAAACCUUUGGCCUUACCCCAGCCAAUGGAUAUUAUUUGAGUUUAAAAGAAAAAAAAAUCCCGUUAUGAAUGGGAAUGUCCUCUGUGGCCUCUGCUGGGUUUGUAGAGCUCAGUCACUGAUCAGGUGGGAAGGCAAAGCUGAGGGAUAGCAGGUCCAUCCACAGCAAAAUGCCAGCAUUCACAUCAUUGUGCCAGUCCAUAGACCAUGAGAGAAUAUGGCUUUCCAUAUGUAUAUAGUAAAAUAUAUUACUAUAGAUUUUACAUACUUCAUAAGUAUUUUUAUAUUUCUCUCCCUUCUGGGAAGGGUUAUAAUUUGUAAUAAAUGCAUAUAAUGAGCGUAUUUAUUUUUAUACUUCUUGUCUAAUGUGAUCUUCUAAGUUAUCGCUUUUUUAAAAGGACAUAUAACAAGGAUAGAGUAUUUAUACAGUAUAAUAUGUUACUAGAGGUAAUAAAUGAACCCUAUAAAUUUUGGAAAUGGAGUGUCUUUAUUUUCACCAGUCCAUGGAGCAGAAAGAGCUUGGAAUCUGAGGAAAAUAUUAAGCAAAAGGCAACUAAUUACCUGUGUUAGUGAAGACUUUGGAAAACUGUCCAUAAUGUCACACACCACCUUAAAAGAGGUAAUUUUGUAUUUUAUUACUUAACCACUAACUCAGCUGUUUCAGAAGAUGGAGUGCAACUAUACUGAUGCCACUGGUUGUAAUAACAGCUUGCAGAGGGAGCAGCACUGUCAGUCGAGUUUAGAAACAACAAAAUAUGCACAAAAGCAGCAAUUUUACCUCACUUUGGUGGGAAAAGGAGCAGUCAGAAACCAGAACCAUUCAUGAGCAGUCAGCCUUACCAACUCCUGGAGAAUUUCCCUCUCUAAUUUUCUCCUGAUGCUGCUUUUCCAAGAAGGAGCUGUUCUAAUGCUGUUGGUAGCAUGUUUUAUUAUGUUAAGAUGGAUAUUAAACAUCAAAAGCUGAUCUUUGCUCCUUAUACCUGAUCUCAUCACCACUGCAGUCAAGAGAAAAUCUUCUGUUGGGCUCCACUGGAUUUUUGCCAUGGAAUUUGAGACAUCAGUCAUUUCUGGAUACUUUUGGCUUUGUGUCAUGUAAGAAUCUAUUAAAACUUCCUUUGCCAAAGUUUGGACUCUGUCUCUGCAGAAAUAGUUCCUGUUUUAUUCCGUGGAUAAUGUCCUGAAUUUCAGAGAAUUCUCAUCAUGUCACACUUCAUUGGGCAUUGCUUUGACGUGCAGAAAUGCUGGAAUAUUUUACUCCUAACAUUAUUCAGGAGGCAGCCAAUCCCUUUCUGGUUUUAUAAAUAGUUCCUGUGUAAAUACAAGAAGUAACUAUUUAUUUAUAUAUAUGGAUGUAUAUGUGCAUUUAUGUUGUAUUCACCAUCUAGGUUAGAAGAUAAUUGGGAGUUUAAAGAGAAAAAGUUAUCCUGGAGCCUGCCAGACUGAUGAGAUGUGAAAUUGUGGUAAGUGGGCUGGGUAUCUGAGCACUGUAAGUGGUGUAACUAGAAAAUACAGAGCAGCUCUUUUCCUCUGGUGCUGUUCAAACAAUAAUGGGAUUUACUGCUUGAAAUUGUCCUAACAGUAGAUGGGAAAACACCUCAAAACUCAUUCAAAUCAACAUCUCCAAAUAGUGGAGAUGUUUCAGUAUAAAAGUGAGAUUUUGCUUUUAUCAUUUUCUCAUCACAAGUGGGUCAGCAGAUGCAAAGCAGUGUGAUUUGUUGAAUUUUGUAGGACAAAUAGGGAUAUUUUAGACAAACUAUCUUCUUCACCCACUAGCUAAAUUAGGGAAUGGAGAAGAAAAUACUCCUGGAGAAAUUCAGAACAGCAUCUUCAGAGGAAUGACCCGGGCUGCUGAGCAGACAAUCCCUGUGAAAUUGCUGCCACAGCCCGGUGUUAUCCAGCUGGGAAGGCUCCUCAUCCCCUGCAGGGGCAGAGCUGCCUGCCAAGCCCCUUCUGGAGCAGAGAUCAGCCCUGUGGGAUGUGGCCAUGGCCUGCUGAGGCAAAGCAGGUGUAAUUAGGUGAAGUUUUAUCCCUAGCAAAGGUCACCCAAACACAGCAAAGGGAUCUCCUGGCAGGCAGAUCCCACCCUGGACGUGUCCAGGCUACAACAGGAGUGUAGGAGAGCACUUAGCUGGAAUAUUUGUGUUUGGCCCCGUUCUGCACCAGCAGAGCUGUGUGUUACAACAUGUGCAGGCAGAAGGAGAUUGCACCCUCUGGAUGAUCUAUCCCGUGCUCCCUUAGCAAAACAGCUCCAAACAUUCACUCGUGCCCAAUAUUCCCCCUGAGAACACAAAACAUGGACAGAAGGGAAAUCAAAACACAGCACAGUGUUCAAAACACAGUUAUCAGGUUCACCAGUGGUGCUGUGAGCAGGGUGUUUGAACAAUUGGUGCUCCCAAAGCCUGGGGCAGAGGGAUUGUUGUGGAGAUGAAAGCAGCGUUGUUUGGACUCGCAGAUGGGUUUUGCAGCCCACAACAGAGAGGCUUGUGCAAAAGGGAUUUAAUGUUGGGCAAGAGAAGGGCAGUUUCCUACAGCCCCUCUGCCUGGAAGCUGAGCUUGACAGCACCAAUGGCAUAAAGGAUCAUCCUUGGUCCUGUUGCAGCCCAGGACCAGCUGCUGAUGAGAUUCCACACCCCUGGAACAACAUCUGAAUUUAAAUAUUCAGAACCGAAGUUGCUAAAUCUGUCAUCUUUAAUAUAUUGUAUUUUUGUGUCAUGGUGCUGCAAAUCUGAAUUUCUCCUAUCUUAUGACCCUUCACAGAUAUUCCAGUUGGAAAUUUGUAUUUUCUCCAGUAUUAGCCAUAAGAUAUUUUCCCUACAAACACACAAAAAGGAGCUGCAUGUUCCAGGGGAAAAGUCAUAUGGUCGAGAUUAUAAUCAGGCAAGCUAGGAGCAGUGGCCAUUUUAAUUGUACACCAAAUAUAUUUUUUCAAUAUAACUAAGACAAUAUGCCUAUCCCAAACAAUUUAAAUGCCUGCUGCCACUUUGUAUCAUUUCUCAUGUAAAAAACUGGAGGUUAAAUUAGGGAAGAGAAAACAACUGAAAAACAUUUUGAUUAAAAAUUUAUCUGUCAAGCAGCACAAUUUAAGGGAGAAUCUUUUAUAAUUUGUUUUUCUAAUUGAAUACCUAUACCCAUCCUGGCUCAGGACAGCACUGGUUAAACCUGAGACCAAAGGAAAAUUUGCCUCCUUGUGUUCAAUCUGAGUCUUAAUUACAUGUUGAAUUAACCCCAGAGGUCAAACUUUGGUGAGAACAUUUUGAUAGAGAUGAAACUGUGUGAGGAAAAGGGAAGAGAGAGGGAGAAGACAAAGAGGAAAAGAGGACUUUUGUGGAAUUUUGAACUGUGGAAACUUUUGAAACAGAUGUUGGAGAUUAGAUUUCAGAAUGAGGCCUGGGCAGAUUUAGAAGUGAAUUAAAUGCAGUGUAAAGCCCAUCUCCUUUUUCUCUCCCAGUGAACCAGCACACACAUUAGGGGAUAUGCUAAAAUAAUGAACACUGGUGUUUUCCAUUUCUCAUUAUCCUCCUGCUGGAACAAAUGCAAAGCAUAACAUGGAAGCAUAGAGGGGCUCAGCUGCCUUUGAUGAAUAAAAAAAAAAAUUUAAAAGCCUC